Molecule: messenger RNA, 530 nt
Organism: Protopolystoma xenopodis
Lineage: Eukaryota; Metazoa; Platyhelminthes; Monogenea; Polystomatidea; Polystomatidae
Source: the annotation of a GenBank genome assembly
UACUUUACACUCGUCUCCUCCUCCCUCCCCCUCGGUUGGCCGCAAUUGCUGAUCCGGCUCCCACCCCCGGCCCGAAUCACACUCGUGACUGCGCAGGCGCUACUCCUCCUCGUCUGGCCCAGGUCUUCGGUAGAUUAGCGGACGUGGAAUGUUGUCAGCAAGAAUUGGACCAAUUGGAAGAAUUGACUCGGAUCUGCCUCAACAACGGACGUCCGAGAGAAGCAAUGGAAAAAAGCAUUCCGGCCAUGAAAAACCGGUGGCAGAAAGCAGAAAGCUACCCAAAAGUGGAUAUGCCUACCGUGAUGAGAUGUAUUCAUCCUAUUUCGUGUAUGAUAGUCGAUUGCCACAGCAACUACUUCGUUGCUUCAUCGACAAUCCCACCACGAAAUGUGAUAUUGGAGAAUGCCUGGCCUUCCUCGAAAUGCACAUCUGCCCUCUGGCCGAGUCGUCAACGAGUUGACAAUACGCGCAGCGCCGACAUGGUUCGAGUCCCGCGAGGUCGAGACUGCAGCCCACUUCAGCUGGGAUGA